Coniophora puteana RWD-64-598 SS2 is the source of this 1248-nucleotide messenger RNA. Its product is annotated as PNK3P-domain-containing protein. The record is from RefSeq and is a predicted model, not a curated record. Gene Ontology annotation, molecular function: double-stranded DNA binding; polynucleotide 3'-phosphatase activity; ATP-dependent polydeoxyribonucleotide 5'-hydroxyl-kinase activity. Gene Ontology annotation, biological process: DNA repair. NCBI's taxonomy places the organism in Eukaryota, Fungi, Basidiomycota, Agaricomycetes, Boletales, Coniophoraceae. Bases 1 to 1248 code for a protein of 415 amino acids. The transcript is spliced from 10 exons.
AUGCCCGCGUUCGGAGUAUCCCUCCCACGAAAAAAGAGGACAUUAACCUCUGCGAUCGACAACGAGGAAACGCAACCCACUACGAAAGCACAGAAGAUACACCCAUUCUUCUCGAAACAUGAGACCUCGGAUUCCGCAUUUCAGUGGAAGAAGUCAUUAGGGGCCAAGCGUACCUGCCUCCAUGGCGUUCAUCUCUCCCCUGAGAGUCGUCCCAAGGUUGCAGCCUUCGACCUCGAUGGAACAGUUAUCAAAGCAAACUUGGGAAAGCGAACGAAGGAAACCGCAACGCAGUGGGAAUGGUGGAGAGAUUGUGUUCCAAACAAGCUGAGGGAGUUGUCUAACUCAGGCUACACUGUCGUUUUCAUCUCGAACCAGGCUUUGAAGUCCCAGCAAAUAGAUCUUUGGAAUCUGAAGAUACCCUCCAUUGCAGCAAAGCUUUCUGACGUCCCUUUCCACAUCUUCGCGGCCACCGCCAAAGAUGGUUUCCGUAAACCCAUGCCAGGCAUGUGGGAUGAACUUGAGAGGAUAUUCGGCGAAGACAGCAUGCAAAUAGACAAGUCGGCGUCUUUUUUUGUUGGAGAUGCUGCCGGACGCUCUGUGGACUUUGCGUCCACUGACAGGAAGUGGGCCGAAAAUCUGAACAUUCCCUUCCAUACCCCAGAACAAUUCUUCCUCGACCUACCAGCAACGCCGUACGUGCUCCCUGGGUUCCGUGUGUCUGACGUUCCCGAAGGAAUCACUGGCCAAGAGAUCGUCAUCUUUGUGGGCUACCCAUGCUUGGGCAAGACAACAUUAUAUCAUCAACACUUUGCGAGUGCUGGAUAUGUCCACAUUAACCAGGACACUCUCAAGACAAGAGCGAAGUGUGUCAAGGCUGCAGAGGAAGCCAUCCAGUCCGGCAAGAGCUGUGUUAUCGAUAAUACCAACAGGGAUAAGGCCACCCGCAAGUUUUAUGUACAACUGGCUGCCAAACUAAACGUACCCAUUCGCUGUUGUACGUUCUCCGGUUCCAUUGAGCUGGCAUGGCACAACAACUUGUACCGCGCUUUUGCUGCAAUCCCCAAGUCGGACACGGAGGCCAAGCGAGAUCUCGUACCCUACCUAGCAUUCCUGAGUUUCAAAGAAGCCUAUGAAGAACCUGAGCUAGGCGAAGGCUUCUCUCGCAUAGACACUGUGAAUUGGGCCUUUGAGGGCAACGAUGCGGAGCGAAAGAGGUGGUCUAUGUGGUUACAAAUUGACGGGAAGUGA